CAGCGGUGGUUUGCGAAUGCCAGAGCUCUCGCUGGAUGCUGCGGCCUCUUCUUUCCCAAAACUGACACAACCCUCACUCCACAAAGAUCAUUUUCUCUCUUUUUUCCCUUCCUGCUCCCCAGCUGCUGUAGGGAAGCCCCCAAAGCUCCUCGGCAGAGCAGGGGAGCACCGUCACCUUCCUCCCUGUUGGCCCGCCAGCCUCCUCAGCGCGUGAUCCAUCGAGCGGAGGGGGAGAUGCCGGACGCCGCCGCCCACCUGCCCUUCUACUACGGCAGCAUCGCGCGCUCGGAGGCCGAGGAGCACCUGAAGCUGGGCGGGAUGGCGGACGGGCUGUUCCUGCUGCGGCAGUGCCUGCGCAGCCUGGGCGGCUACGUGCUCUCCAUGGUGUGCGACCUGCAGUUCUACCACUACCCCAUCGAGCGCCAGCUCAACGGCACCUACGCCAUCCUGGGGGGCAAGGCGCACUGCGGCCCCGAGGAGCUCUGCGAGUUCUACUCCAAGGACGCUGACGGGCUCUGCUGCCCCCUGCGCAAGCCCUGCAACCGCCCCAGCGGCGUGGAGCCCCAGCCCGGUGUCUUCGACAGCAUGAGGGACAACAUGGUGCGGGAAUACGUGCGGCAGACCUGGAAACUGGAGGGGGAUGCCCUGGAACAGGCCAUCAUCAGCCAGGCUCCCCAGGUGGAGAAGCUGGUGGCCACCACAGCCCACGAGAGGAUGCCCUGGUACCACGGCAACAUCAGCAGGGAAGAGGCGGAACGGAGGCUGUACUCAGGGGCACAGCCUGAUGGGAAAUUCCUGCUGAGAGAGAAGAAGGAGAACCGUGCCUAUGCCCUGUCCCUCGUCUAUGGCAAGACUGUGUAUCACUACCGGGUGGACCACGAUAAAUCUGGCAAAUACUCCAUUCCUGAGGGCACCAAAUUUGACACACUCUGGCAGUUGGUGGAGUACUUAAAGCUCAAACCAGACGGGCUGAUUUUCUACCUGAGGGAAGCCUGCCCCAACCCCAACAUGCCAGCCUCUGCAGCACCAGUUCCACCCACCCACCCCUCCGUGAGCAGAAACCUGGGCCCUCUCAAUGCAGAUGGAUACACCCCAGACCCUGUUGGGGCAGGAAAAUCCCGGCUGCUGCCCAUGGACACCAGUGUCUACGAGAGCCCCUACAGCGACCCCGAGGAGCUGAAGGACAAGAAGCUGUUCCUGAAGAGGGACCACCUGAUGAUUGAUGAGGUGGAGCUGGGUGCAGGAAACUUUGGCUGCGUCAAGAAGGGAGUUUACAAAAUGAGGAAGAAGCAGAUUGAUGUGGCCAUCAAGGUGCUGAAGAGCAAUAACGAGAAGACGGUGAAGGAUGAGAUGAUGAAGGAAGCUCAGAUCAUGCACCAACUGGACAAUCCCUACAUUGUGAGAAUGAUUGGGGUGUGCGAGGCUGAGUCACUGAUGCUCGUGAUGGAGAUGGCUUCUGGAGGGCCCCUCAACAGGUUCUUGGCUUCCAAGAAGGACGAGAUUACAACGAGCAACAUCGUGGAGCUGAUGCACCAGGUGUCCAUGGGCAUGAAGUACCUGGAGGAGAAGAACUUUGUCCACAGGGACCUGGCAGCCAGGAACGUCCUGCUGGUCAACCAGCACUAUGCCAAGAUCAGUGACUUUGGGCUCUCCAAGGCUCUGGGAGCUGAUGACAGCUACUACAAGGCCAGGACAGCAGGGAAGUGGCCCUUGAAGUGGUACGCCCCCGAGUGCAUCCUCUUCCACAAGUUCUCCAGCAAGAGCGACGUCUGGAGCUACGGUGUGACCAUGUGGGAGGCCUUCAGCUUUGGGCAGAAACCCUACAAGAAAAUGAAGGGCCCUGAGGUGAUCAGCUUCAUAGAGCAGGGCAAGCGCAUGGACUGUCCCCAGGAGUGCCCAGCAGAGAUGUACUCCCUGAUGCAGCAGUGCUGGACAUACAGAUGGGAAGAACGUCCAGGGUUUGUGGCUGUGGAGAACACCAUCCGCUCCUACUACUACAGCAUUGCUGCCAAGCCCGAAAAUGGGCCAGACACAGGGAACAGGGCCAAAGCAGCUCUGCCCUGAGACUUCUCCUCUGCUCCUCCACCUGCCCUGUAUGGACCUGGAAAGGCUCUUGGUGAAGUUUUGCUUUUAUCUCUCAAACGCUCCUCAGCAGCUGCGGAACUGAGGAUGAGGAGGGACAGACGGGGACACCCAGCCGUGCCCCCCAGCUCCUCCAUCCUGACCCAGCAGCACAGACUGUCAAAGCUCCUUCCCACCCAAUUCCAAAGCUGUCCCAGGACCCUAGAGCUUUGUGCCUCCCAGGCUCCCUGAGGAUGAACUGUGUUGGCUUCAGAAAAUCUGGAUUUUUCCAGAUUCUUUAACAAACAAUGCUUUCCCAGGAAACCACUGUGAAAAACGCCAAUCGCUUGUUUUUAAAAUUUUAAAAAAGUUUAAUAGUAAUAAAAUGGUUAUAAAAAUAGUAAUACAAUUAGAGUAAUAAUAAUUUGGACAGUUUGAAUUAGGACAAUAUGAGACAACAAAUACAAAGAGUUACGGAUGUCCAGGUACCUUUUUCUGGGCAGCACAAGCCAGAAAAAGGACACAGUUAACAGAGGAUUAACCCUUAAAAACAACAGCCUGUUGCAUAUUCAUACACCUCAUACAUGAUGCAUAAAUUCCAUUCAAACACAGGAUUCUGUCUGGUCAGUGUCAGCUUCUUCCUCUGAAUCCUAACAGUGCCUUCGAGAUGGGAAGAAGUUCAUUUCUUCUGAUAAUGCAGCAAUAAAUUCUCUUUUUCUGAAAGAUUCAGGUGUCCUGUGGCUGCCAUCUCGAUGCGAGUCCUUUCUUUAAAAAAGUAUCCUACAUAGCAUCGUUUCUAUUUUAACA
This is a messenger RNA of Melospiza melodia melodia, 2868 nucleotides long. Its product is annotated as tyrosine-protein kinase ZAP-70. The transcript is spliced from 14 exons. NCBI's taxonomy places the organism in Eukaryota, Metazoa, Chordata, Aves, Passeriformes, Passerellidae. Gene Ontology annotation, cellular component: cytoplasm. The record is from RefSeq and is a predicted model, not a curated record. Gene Ontology annotation, molecular function: non-membrane spanning protein tyrosine kinase activity; ATP binding. The coding region runs from base 235 to 2064 and encodes 609 amino acids. Gene Ontology annotation, biological process: protein phosphorylation; intracellular signal transduction.